Molecule: messenger RNA, 1333 nt
Organism: Sitodiplosis mosellana (orange wheat blossom midge)
Lineage: Eukaryota; Metazoa; Arthropoda; Insecta; Diptera; Cecidomyiidae
Product: beta-1,3-galactosyltransferase 5-like
Exons: 2
Coding region: 39-1055 (338 amino acids)
Cellular component (GO): membrane
Molecular function (GO): hexosyltransferase activity
Source: RefSeq, a predicted model, not a curated record
UCAGUUCAUCAUUUUAUUUUGAGCAAAGCGACAUAAUCAUGAACAAGAGGUAUCUUGCGAAGUGUUUGCUGAUUGCUGUGCUAUUCUUGGUUAUUUUAAUCGUUUUGGUUCAAUUUUCGAGCCAUUCUUCGCUGAGGAAGCCAGAAAAAAAUGAUGAAAUGGAAGAUUUGAAAAAGGAUUCAAAUCAUGUGUUCAAUAUAGCCGAUCUCAAGUAUUUAAUUUCGAAACCAAAGUGUAGUCAAGGCAGUUCAUCUCCACAUUUUAUUACAUUGAUACAUACAUCACCGGUAAAAUUCGAAAGGCGAAUUGCUAGUCGUGAUACGUGGGCACACUCUGAUCUUAGAACAAAAACCUUCUUUUUAAUGGGCAUGACCAAUUCUUCUAUAAUCCAAAGGAGAAUCGACAAAGAAGAUGCAGAGUAUAAUGAUAUCAUUCAAGGUAAUUUCAUGGAUUCGUAUCGCAAUAUGACGUUCAAGCACAUAAUGGCCUUGAAAUGGUUUUCGGAAAAUUGUCCACAUGUUAAGUAUCUGUUGAAACUGGACGAUGACGUCUUUCCAAAUAUUCCGGCAAUCGAUCAAUAUUUGAUGAGCGAUACACACAACAUAAACUUUAUACAUGGUGUCAAAGCUGGACGUACAGUAUUUCGCAAGGGAAGAUGGAAAGUAACACCUGAAGAAUUUACCGGCGAUCUCUAUCCCGAAUUUGUAGAAGGAUCAGCGGUUAUUUAUCCAAACACUUUCGUGCUGGAGGCGUUUGAAAAGGCGUUCAUAACACCGUAUUUCUGGAUUGAUGAUGUUUAUGUAUCCGGAAUACUUAGGAUGCAACUGAGUUUUGAAAUCAAAUCGAUAUACCAUCUUAAAUUGGAUACAAAUUUUCUGAAUAUGAUCGGAAACGGCACCGUUACAACUUUACCAUAUCCAAUGUUUCUCAUUACUCAACACGAUCGAAAAUAUGUAGAUGUGCUUAGACUCUGGGAGAUAACAGAACCAUAUAGAAAAGCCCAUCGGCUACGGAAAAUGUCUUAUUUGAACACAUUUAAAAGUGUUUUCGUUUGAAAGAAAAUAAAUGUGCAUUUCUCAAACAUUUCCAAAAUGAAUAAUUCAUUGCUCUGACGACUGUGUACUCAAAUGAUGAACAACAAUAAAUGUACAGCGGACCGUAUUGGGAUCAAAAGAUUUGUUCACAAACAAAACUGUUCAAAAUGAAAUGCACCAUCCUCAUUGUAAUUCUUGCACAAUACACAGUCUUCCGGCAGUAUAACGAGGAAAUGAAUGAAAAAUAGCCAUCAUAGCAAAGUAUUAUUUAUAAUCCAUAAGACUAGUUUUUAAGGGCA